AUGCGUGUCGCUCUUCGUCCUCUUGCGCCUCUAUAUGCUAGAUCGCUAGUCGCACAGAAUGUCGUCCGUUUCGCAAACUCACGCCAACGCUCCACCACUACCGAACCAGCAACUGAGAAAUUGAGCCCGCGAUGGCUAGCGGAUGUCAAACAGCGAUUGGGCAAGUGCAUGACCUUUGGAAUGCGACCUGAGCAGGUGGCUCGAGCAGGUGCCGUACUCGACACGGUAGCAAGAGACUGGCGGGAGUUGGUCGCUGGCAGCGAAGGCUUCUUGACCUCGGAGGACCGCAGAGGAUUUUAUCGUCAUGCGGUCGUUUGGGGGGAGAUGGACAGUAUGGGCAACAGCCAUGUCAACAACGUGAUGUACAACCGGUAUGCCGAGUCAGCUCGCGUCAACUGGACGAGGAACUUUGCCGUGGAUAUCGAUCCCAAGCACAGGAAAGAAUGGAUUGAACUCAUGACGCCCAAGAGUCUGGGCUUGAUCCUGAGAUCCAUCACUACUAACUACAAAUUCCCGAUGACCUGGCCGGACCAUAUCUCGGUAUACCACAAACUCGCCUCUGAACCGACGGCAGAAACAGACUCUUUCAUCUUGGACGUCGUCAUUAUGUCUGAGCUGCAACAGCGACCAGCAGCACGGUGUGUGGAGGAUAUAGUCGUGUAUGAUUAUCAAGCAGGUAAAAAGGCACCUCUAUUACCUUUCAUGGUAGAUGCGUUCCGCAAGACUUGGAAGUUGCAGGAGGAAGCAAAGAAAGAGAACAGCGAGAGAGUGAGACGAUUACUCAAAGAGGUUCGAGCACUAGAGAAGGAGACGUGGGACAGACCUGAUGCUGUGGAAGACAUGGGUGUUGCUGGGCAUUGA
Aureobasidium namibiae CBS 147.97 is the source of this 861-nucleotide messenger RNA. RefSeq lists its product as uncharacterized. Gene Ontology annotation, molecular function: fatty acyl-CoA hydrolase activity. The record is from RefSeq and is a predicted model, not a curated record. Bases 1 to 861 code for a protein of 286 amino acids. Lineage: Eukaryota; Fungi; Ascomycota; Dothideomycetes; Dothideales; Saccotheciaceae. The transcript is spliced from 2 exons.